AUGCUGCGCCAGCUAGCUUUUAAUCACCCUCGUACUUCUAAGCUCGUCCUUAUUGGACUCGCCCAACGAAAACCUCUUGCGAGGACCACGGUCUACCGAACAGGCAUCCAACUACGACACCAUGCAUCACACCACAAUCACAACCAUAAACCUGGACACAGCCACGGUCACAGCCAUGGCGAUGGUCACGUCCAUGCCGACCUGAUGACGACCAUAAAGCAAUCCAGUAAAAAGGGCAUACAAAUUACAGUGAUAGGCUUAGUGGCCAAUGUGGGGCUGACGGUAUCCAAGGGAGUAGCAGGAUGGCUAUUGAAUUCCGCUUCACUUCUCGCCGAUGCGGCUCAUUCUUUCAGCGAUCUUCUCAGUGAUUUCGUUACGCUCUACACUUUUAAAAUGUCUCGAAAACCCCCGGAUGCAAUUUAUCCCUAUGGCUACGGCAAGUUUGAAACGUUGGGAUCAUUGGCGGUAUCAUCGCUGUUGAUUGGCGGUGCUGUCAGUAUAGGCUUGCAUUCGUCUGAUUUAUUGAUGGCGGCCUUGGACACCACCCAUACUACGACCCCGCAAAUGGUGGCGGAUACCGUGGCGGCAUCCUCGGCGGCGGCGACGGAAUCGGCUUCCCACUCUUCGUUUUCGUCUCUUCUUCAUCACUCCCACCAUCAUGACGGUUUACUCGAUCCCAACGCCGCUUGGUUUGCGCUCGCUAGUGUCAUUGUCAAAGAGUGGUUAUACCGUGCCACUAUCAAAGUGGGCCGUAGCGAAAAAAGUGAUGUUCUUAUCGCUAAUGCUUGGCAUCACCGAUCGGACGCAUAUUCCAGCGGAGUGGCGCUUGUUGCGAUAGGGGGCAGUUAUGCAGGCAUGACUGUGUUGGAUCCUUUGGGAGGUUUACUUGUUGCUGGCAUGAUUUUCCGCAGCGGUGCCCAAAUUAUGAGUAGCUCGGUCAAGGAGUUGAUGGAUAAAGGGCUCUCUGAGCCUGAAUUGGAUGAAAUCCGAACCGUGAUCCGGAAAGUUCAGGAAAAAGAAACGGAUCUGGUAGAUUUCCAUUCGGUGCGAGGACGCAAGUUGGGACCAUUCCAACACCUGGAUCUUAUCUUGCAGUUGAACCCACAAUUGCCGGUCGCCAAGGCUCAUUCGAUCGAACAACAAGUUCGAUCCGCCAUCAAGACGGAGUGUUCCAAUGUCCAAGAAGUCUUGAUCCAUUUAGACGCUGAGAAACAACCUCCUCAUCAUUAG
Molecule: messenger RNA, 1230 nt
Organism: Radiomyces spectabilis
Lineage: Eukaryota; Fungi; Mucoromycota; Mucoromycetes; Mucorales; Radiomycetaceae
Product: cation efflux family-domain-containing protein
Exons: 8
Coding region: 1-1230 (409 amino acids)
Biological process (GO): monoatomic cation transport; transmembrane transport
Cellular component (GO): membrane
Molecular function (GO): monoatomic cation transmembrane transporter activity
Source: RefSeq, a predicted model, not a curated record